UAACUGAGCUGAGUGUCAGUGUAUUUUUUGUUCAGUCAUUUUGAGGGCAGUAUUGCUUUAUGCUAAUGAUGCUGUCUGUGUCCCACUGCAGGUCUAUGCUCUGCAGACUGUGCCAGUCUGUUAAUACCCAGUUAGGCUAUGGAAGAUGGGGGCCGCAAAGAACUGGGAUUGUCUCAGCUCCUCACAGAUAUUAAGAAGCAUUAUGAAAAGAUUAUACACAGGAAUCGGAUGGAAUUAGACGCUUGUAUCAACACUCAGUUACUGGAAGUCAGUGAUGCAGAGAUGAAUAAGAACGAGGAUUCUCUGCAGGCAGCCCGGGCAGAGCUAAACAAUGCCCGACGUCAAUGGCAAACCCUCCAGCUGGAAAUUGAAUCUCUUCACGCAUUGCAGAAGGGUUUGGAGAAUUCCCUGCAGGUGACCGAGCAGAGGUAUGAGGUACAGCUGAAGAAUCUGGCGUCUGUGAUUCGAGAGAUGGAGGGCGAGUUACACGGUGUGAGGAGAGAUAUCGAACACCAGGUUUGGGAACACGAACUGUUGCUCAACACAAAGAUGAGAUUGGAGAGUGAGAUCGCGAUGUAUCGUAGCCUAUUGGACAGAGAGGAGGACAGACUCUCUGGGGCUACCUCUAGUGGCUGUCAGUCAUCCCUCAGCAGUUUAAGUCAAAAAGACAUGGCCCUCCCUUCGGCUGCAGCCAUCACUAGCCACCUGGAGCAGAGAAUCCAGAUGGUGACAACUCAGGAAAUUCGAGGUCAAAAUGCAGUGGCUGGGAGUUCAAAGGCUCAUGGCAAAAUUCAGUCGGAGAAAGUGGAUGAGGUUAUCAAGGAAUGGGAAUGCUCCUUUUUCAAAGAUAAUCCACACCUUCGGAAGAAAUCUACAUCACUCCGGUUUGAUCUACACCUAGCAGCAACAGAUGAAAGCUGUUCACAGACCAAGCAAGGCAACCUUCCUGAUAUUGAACUCAGGCUGGUAAUGAGAAAGUCAAGCAGCAUUCCAUCUCUGAAAUCAUAAUGCUCAGCAAAGCACAGCAUAACCAGUGUGAUAUACAGCACACACCAAUGUCAAUCUCUACUUGCAGCUGUUGCAUUAUAUUUAUCCGUGUAUAGAUGAGAAUUGGGGAGGGUAGGAGUGUUCUUUAAAUAUUUAUUAAAUUUCUAAAUGAACUAGGGUGCAUGAAAAACCAUCAGUUCAUUAAUCAAAGAGGAUGUUACUCCAAAGCAGAAUACUGUAGAUGCCAAUAACUGGAAAUUUAAACAAAAAUUGUUGGAGAAACUCAGCAGGUCUGUCAGCAUCUGUGGAGAGAGCAAUGUUUCGAGUCCAGUGAACUUAUUGAAAAACUGGUUGUCAAGUUGAAAUGUUAACUCUGUUUCUUUCUCCACAGAAACUGCCAAUUUUGCUGAGUUUUUUCAGAGUUUAUUUUACUUUUAUUCUUUUUUAAUAGCAAAUUGUUAUUCAAUUGAUUGUUUAUCAUGAAGUUUUUUUUAUCCCUGUGGGUAAUGGGACUCUUAAAUUACUUUAUUUCCAAUUAAGAUGCAUUAAGAAAAUUUGAAUUUUACUGCAUCCAACUCAUUUCAUUGUGAUACUCAACAAAUUACUUGGUAUUGAGUUGACUUUUUAAUGAACAUUGGGUUUAAGGACAAGUGUCACCUGAGGUUUCACCAUGAGUGACUCAGUCAAGCUGACACCAGGUUCAAUCCUAGUUAUUAUCGGAGUUAACUUCAUUUUCAGCAGGAGGACAUUUCCACGGCAGCUAAUAAUCAGCUGUGGUCCCUGCUCGUGAGUUUUAUCCACUGACCAUGCCUGUAUAACUGCAUGUGUGUAACCGUCCAGGCAAAACACAACAGUUUAUUAUGCUACUGUUGAUUACAGGGUGUGGGCUGGUAAGCAGGAACUGCAGCAAUGAUCAGCACCACCUUGACUGAAAGGAAAAAGAGAGAUAAGAAAAAUAAAACAACAUGUGUAAUAUAUUCAACAUCGAUAUGCAAAGCCUUAAAUAGCUUACUGUUUUAAUGAUAGUUUGAGAUAAUACUCACAGAUCUAUGGUGAAUGUACUCAGGUAAGUUAACACCUUACCUGUGGAAUGUACCAUUUAACAUUUAUAUAUACACAGAAACAGAAAUUAGAAGUCUGAAGUCAAACUGAGAACGGGACUGUACAGAUUUUGUUAUAUAGAGAUGGCUUUGAGUAUACUGUCAGGUUUACAGAACAAGAAGAUGAUGCUGAGAGGUUGCUUACGGUCUGCCUCAGUUACAGGAUAAUUGCUGCAUAAAUUCAGAAUGGGUUGUUCAGCCUGGUUUGUGUCUGUAGCCAUUUGAUGCAGUGCUUCCAAAACAUCAGUACCUACACCCACGACCAGUUGAAACAAUAGCAAGGAAUAAAAAGGAUCUUUGAAAGUUGCCACUCAGGUGGAUAGAGCUUGUAAGAAGGCCUAUGGUGUAUUAGCGUUUAUUAGCAG
Molecule: messenger RNA, 2452 nt
Organism: Chiloscyllium plagiosum (whitespotted bambooshark)
Lineage: Eukaryota; Metazoa; Chordata; Chondrichthyes; Orectolobiformes; Hemiscylliidae
Gene: krt222
Product: keratin 222
Source: RefSeq, a predicted model, not a curated record